CUGCAAUGUUUGGACAUGGAUCCAUUCCCGUAUGAAGGCGUGCAAAACAAACCCUGGGACGGACGCAGCCGAGCCUCCCAACCCUGGAAAAAGUCCGACAAGAUGUUUGCGGUGACCAUGACAAAAGUGAUGGCCAUUUUCUUGCUUCAGCUUGUGUACAGCACAGAUGCCAAAAUGGACAUCAUCACCAGCAAGCAGGACGUUCACGUCGGAGAUGCUCUUUUGCUCUUGUGUAAAGCUGGGGGGGAAGGACAAAUCACAUGGCAACGGGAUGGCCAAGACAUUGACGAAGAGUUCAUAUCCAGUGUAGAUGAGUCCUCUUCUAAGCUGGUCAUCAAGAGCGCCACGUUGGAGGAUGCGGGAAGGUACACCUGCCUGUGUGACUUUGACAACGGUCACAUGGACGAUGUGCAGACGCAGAUUUACGUUUAUGAGGGUCCGUCAUUUGAGGGCACCGCCACCUACCAUGAGUUUUUGGAGGGUACGGAUGGGGCGGCACCGUGUCGGGUAUCGGGCCAGCCGGCGGUGGAGGUCCGCUGGUUAUACGGCAAGGAGAGCCCGUCUCAAGGACAAAACAUACGGCGGCUGCCUGAUAACACGCUCGUCUUUGAAAAAGUCAAGCGACAGGAUGCCGGGACGUACGUGUGCCAGGCCCAAAUCAGAGGAAGGCCCGUCUCCAAGCAACUUUCCAUAUCUAUCGUUGUCAACGUUCCUCCUACUGCACAUAUGAAAGAAGAGGUGAAGAAAGUCAUGGCUGGAGCAGAAAGCAACGUCACCUUGCUGUGUUUGGUCGACGGGCACCCCAAGCCCAAUAUCACCUGGAGCGUGCCAGCAUCAUAUGAGCCCGGCGGGCAUCACCAGUUCAACUCUGACGGCAGCCAGCUGACCAUCAGGUCCGUCGUCGGGGACGACCACGGCGAGUACAUCUGCACGGCAAGCAACAAGAUGGGCGAAAGCAGCGCUACCGCUAUGCUUCAUGUCUUUGAGGCCCCAGAAGUGUCUUUGUCUGUGGAAGUGCAGAAUGUCAGCGUGGGCCAGAGCGUGGCAGUGGCCUGUAACGUCUCCGGACUUCCUCAGCCUGACCUGCGCUGGAUCAACAAGCGCAACGGGCAGACGCUGGACUCACCUUCUGGUCGGAUCCGUGUUGAGGGCGGUGUUUUAGUGAUUGAUGAAAUAGCGCCAUCUGACGGUGGCUUGUAUUCCUGCAUGGCUGUCGGACUCAUUGGCAAUGCGUCAAGAGACGUUGCAAUUCACACUCAGCCUGGUCCUCCGCCUUACCUGUCAGUGUCAUCUGGACCUGCGUCAGUCUUCUUCUCCCUCAAAACACUCCCCGUUAACGGGGGAACACCAAUUACCCACUUUGUCCUGCAGUGGAGACAAAAUGCAGACGUGGAGUGGCAAGAGGUGACAGUCCCGGCUUCAGGUAAUUCAGAUGGCCUGGCUGUCACCUCCCUGAUGCCUUACACGUUAUACACGCUGCGUUUGGCUGCCGUCAAUGCGGCAGGACGGGGGCAAUUCUCAGACACAAACACUGUCCGGACCUUAGGAAGACGUGAACCAGACAGCCCCGUUUUGUUAUGUGAUGAGAUGAAAGUAGGGGGCGACUCCUUCUUCAUCCCCCUCAAACACACGGAUAAUGGCGACACUCCUCUCCUGCACUACAAUCUGCGCUAUCGAGAGGAUAACGACAGGGCCGAGUGGAAAGAGAAGCGGCUGUCGGCCGACGUGAACUCUGUGGGCCUCACGGGGCUGACCUUUGGCUCCGACUAUCAAUUGGAAAUUGUAUCGGUCAACGCUAACGGUUCCUCCGCCCCGGCAACGUUCAACUUCACCACUGCGGCCAAACCCGUGCGCGGCAGCAUGACCAAAGGCAGCGUGGCAGGCAUCGUCAUGGUGAUCUUCCUCCUGGUUUUCUUGGUGGUGGAUGCCACAUGCUGCUACAAGAACCGCUGCGGCCUGCUUAUGUCCAUCUCUGUGAAACUUUUUGGAAAGAAGGUUCCGGAACUCAGAGAAGGGGACGGGGCUACGAACGGGGAAGUUAAAAUGAACGGGAUGUCCACUCCAAGAGGCCAAAGGCACCAUAUGGAAGUUCAGACACUUCCCUCAAAAGAAGAGGGCACACUCACAGAAGUCACCUGUGACAAAGCUUCUCUCACCAAACAUGAAAAAACUCAACCAGACCGAAACGUGGCUGCUACAGACGCAUGAAAAGCAAGACAACCUCAAAUAUUUGCUAAGCAUCCAUUUGAGCAGUCAUCAAUACAAUACUACGUAGUGUGUCAACAAGAUGUUGACCAUCUCCAGUUGCUAUGAAGACAACUCAAAGUGAUAUUUUGUGUGGAAUCCAAACUGUCAUGCAUCCAUGCAAGGGUAAUAUUGUGAGCGGUCUUUUACAGGGUCUUUGUAAUUUAUUCUUGAAAUGACAAUGUUUUCACAUGAUAUGAAUGUUAAAACACACCAAGAUUAUUUAAAUUGGACAUUGUUAUGAAUUUAUUCUGCUGAGGCUGCUAUCACUGAUUUUCUUGUGGAGCAAAUAUCCAAUUCACGUACAGGCCGUUAAACAUUUAGCUAAGGCGAUAAGAACGUGGCUAUUUUAAAGUUGCUGACUUUUUAGGCUAGUUUGUGUCUGCCUGACCAAUAAACCAAAAAGUUGUUCAUGCAUGCAAGUCCUAUCAGCUGUGUUGUAAAUAUGUCUGUUUUUAUUAGUGUCUGUGCUAUAUCCAGUAAAAGUAUUCACAUCA
Syngnathus typhle (broad-nosed pipefish) is the source of this 2741-nucleotide messenger RNA. RefSeq names its product neural cell adhesion molecule 3 (gene ncam3). The transcript has 17 exons. Gene Ontology annotation, molecular function: cell adhesion molecule binding. Bases 16 to 2208 code for a protein of 730 amino acids. Gene Ontology annotation, cellular component: cell-cell junction; membrane. The record is from RefSeq and is a predicted model, not a curated record. NCBI's taxonomy places the organism in Eukaryota, Metazoa, Chordata, Actinopteri, Syngnathiformes, Syngnathidae. Gene Ontology annotation, biological process: cell-cell adhesion.